CUUGCAAUGGCCUCUCCGGAGAGGAUGCUGCCCGGACCGGCCGCGCUGCUCUGCUGCCUCUGCUCCCUGCUGCUCCCCGCCCACGCCAAGGGCCCAGCCCCCAGCCCCGAGCCCGCCGAGCCCGCUGGUGCCAUCCUGCUGCCCGUGAGCUACCGCCUGUCCAACACCCGCCUGGCCUUCUUCCUCAAGGAGCUGGGAGCCAGCCCGGCGGGCAACGGCAGCGCCCCUCUGCAGCGCUCCGAGCCCUUCGUCGUCUUCCAGACCAAGGAGCUGCCCGUCCUCAACGUCACCCUGGGGCCCUUCAGCACGGGGCUGGUGCUGCCCAAGGAGCACCUGCAGCCCUCCAGCACCCUGGAGGUGCCCGACCGCCUCACCGUCAACUGGAAGGUGCGCGCCUUCAUCGUCCAGCCCCGGCUGGUGGCCAGCCAGCCCGUGGUCCAAGUGCUCUUCUACGUGGCCGGCCGGGACUGGGACGACUUCGACGUGACGGACCGGCUGCCCUGCGUGCGGCUCCACGCCUUCCGCGACGCCCGCGAGCUCAAGAGCUCGUGCCGGCUGCGGGGCAGCCUGGCCAUGUGCCUGGUGCAGGCCGAGCUGCCCCACGCCUGGUUCGGCCCCUCGGCCGCGCCGCUGGGCAGGAGGAAAAACCCCGAGAGCCUGGAGGUGGUGCCGGGGGAGAGCCAGCAGGCCGAGCUGUACUACACCCUGCACGCGCCCGACGGCGCCGGACAGUGCCUCGGGGACGCGGCCGCUCGCCACGGCGCUCGGACCGAGGGUCCCACGCAGCACCCGCUGCUGCGCAUCGGCAGCGUCAGCCUCCUGCAGCCCCCGCCCGGGCCCGCCCUGCAGGAGCAUCACCUGGAUGGAAACGUCUUCAUCCGCCUGCCCGACAAGCCCCUGAAGCCAGGGGAGGUGCUGAGCAUCCUCCUCUACCUGAUGUCCAACUCCACGGUGGAGCACUUCACCCUCAGGGUGAAGGCCAAGAAAGGUGUGAACCUGCUCAGCACCAAGUCCAGGAGCGGGCAGUGGCUGGUGAGCUCGGAGCUGCUGACGGGUGGCAAACACUCCACUGCCACCGUGGACGUGUCCAGGGUGGACGGGGCUGGGCCCAGGGACGGGGACUCCUCCUCUGAGAUCAUGCAGCUGGAUUUUGAGAUGGAGAACUUCACGAGCCAGUCGGUGACGCGUCGCAUCAUGUGGCACAUCGACUACCGGGGCCGCAACCCCCCGCCCGACCUGGAGAAGGUGGUCACGGAGCUGACGGUCAUCCAGAGGGACAUCAGGGCCAUCGUGCCCCUGGCCAUGGACACAGAGAUCAUCAACACAGCCAUCCUGACGGGGCGCACGGUGGCCAUUCCCGUCAAGGUCAUUGCCAUCGAGCUGAGCGGCGUCAUCGUGGAUGUCUCGGCCAUGGUGGAGUGCAAGUCCAACAACGAGGACAUCAUCAAGGUUUCCAGCAGCUGCGACUACGUCUUCGUCAGCGGGAAGGAGUCGCGGGGCUCCAUGAGCGCCCGGGUCACCUUCACCUACGAGCACCUGUCGGCCCCGCUGGAGAUGACGGUGUGGGUGCCCAAACUGCCCCUGCACAUCGAGCUCUCGGAUGCCCGGCUGAGCCAGGUCAAGGGCUGGAGGGUGCCCAUCCUGCCGGACAGGAGGUCGGUGCGGGACAGCGAGCACGAGGAGGACGAGGAUGAGCGUAAGCAGAGCCGGGGCUGUGCCCUGCAGUACCAGCACUCCACGCUGCAGGUCUUCACCCAGUUCCACACCACGGCGGCCGAGGGCACGGGCCAGGUGGUCACCAUGCUGGGGCCGGACUGGCUGGUGGAGGUCACCGACCUGGUCAGUGACUUCAUGCGUGUGGACGACCCACGGGUGGCCCACAUGGUGGACAGCUCCACACUGGCCGGGCGGGAGCCAGGCACCACCCUCUUCAAGGUGGUGUCCCCACUGGUGGAGGCGGUGCUGGGCGAGACGCUGGUGACGGUGGCGGAGGAGAAGGUCAGCAUCACGGACCUGAAGGCCCAGGUGGUCUCCAGCCUCUCGCUGUCCCUCCACCCCAGCCCUGGCAACAGCCACACCAUCAUCGCCCGCACCUCUGUGCAGCAAACCCUGAGCUUCUUCAAGCAGGAAGCGCUGCUGAGCCUGUGGAUUUCCUACAGCGACGGCACCACGGCCCCCCUGUCCCUCUACGACCCCAAGGACUACAACCUGGUGGUGAGCAGCCUGGACGAGAAGGUGGUGUCGGUGACCCAGGACCGGGCGUUCCCCUUGGUGGUGGCGGAGAGCGAGGGCGCGGGGGAGCUGCUGCGGGCGGAGCUGGUCAUCUGCGAGAGCUGCCAGAAGACCAAGCGCAAGAGCGUCCUCGUCACGGCCUUGGCCACCGUGCGCGUCCACUUCGGGUCCGAGGAGGACCCCACCUACGACUACGACCACGUGUCCAGCCGGCCGGGGCUGGGGGAGGCCGGGGCGAGCACCACCCUGCGGGCAGAGGUGGACAGGAAAGCGGACCCGAGCGAGGACAGCCGGAUGUCCAGCGCGUCUCACCCCACCGAGGACUUCCCCACCAUCCCCACCGGCUUCGUGCAGGUGACGCGGGGGCUGACGGACCUGGAGAUCGGGAUGUACGCCCUGCUGGGCGUCUUCUGCCUGGCCAUCUUGGUCUUCCUCAUCAACUGCAUCGUCUUUGUGCUGAAGUACCGGCACAAGCGCAUCCCGCCGGAAGGCCAGACCAACAUGGACCAUUCCCACCACUGGGUCUUCCUGGGCAACGGGCAGCCCUUGCGGGCUCACAAUGACCUCUCCCCGCAGCCCGAGAGCCCGGGGAACCCGCUGGAAAACGUGCAGACCUGCUGCCACGGGGACCACCACAGCAGCGGGAGCUCGCAGACCAGCGUGCAGAGCCAGGUGCACGGGCGCGGGGACGGCUCCUCGGGGGGCUCCACGCGGGACCAGAGCGAGGACCCGCUCAACUCACCCACCUCCAAACGGAAGCGGGUGAAGUUCACCACGUUCGCCACCAUGCCCUCGGACGAGCUGGCCUACAACUCCAUCCCCAUCGCCGACGAGGAGGACUUGGAAUGGGUGUGCCAGGACAUGGGGCUGCAGGACCCCGAGGAGCUCCACAACUACAUCCGCAGGAUCAAGGAGAUCGCUUAACGCAGGGGCAGCGGGGAC
Messenger RNA from Vidua macroura (Pin-tailed whydah), 3174 nucleotides. RefSeq names its product transmembrane protein 132E (gene TMEM132E). NCBI's taxonomy places the organism in Eukaryota, Metazoa, Chordata, Aves, Passeriformes, Viduidae. The transcript is spliced from 9 exons. The coding region runs from base 7 to 3156 and encodes 1049 amino acids. The record is from RefSeq and is a predicted model, not a curated record.